This is a messenger RNA of Cylicostephanus goldi, 384 nucleotides long. NCBI's taxonomy places the organism in Eukaryota, Metazoa, Nematoda, Chromadorea, Rhabditida, Strongylidae. The record is from the annotation of a GenBank genome assembly.
AUGUUACGAAAAGGUACGUUUCUUUUCAACGUCUCAUGGGGUAGCCAGAUUUCACAACAUCUUUUCAACACUGAGAAUGUUAGUUGUAUCAUAGUACAGAUCGAUCGUGUAUUAACCACCAUAGUUCAUCUCUUGAUCUUCAGUCAGAAUCCGCCAGCUGCAGCUGUAGCCGACGAAGAAGACGAUGAGGUUGUACACAACAGCCAGGAAGCAGUAGAUCCACCUGCAAAGCCUGCGGAUGAAAAGCUUCUGAAGGAACCUCACGAGAUACUUGCCCUAUACAAACGCCUUACCGGUAUUGUGCGUAAACCCCCAGAAAAAGUAGAAGAUCCAUUGAGAAAUGGUAUGGUCUGCGAUUCGAAGUUUUUCGUCUGCGCUGUCUAG